AUGCAGGACAUGAACGCCCCUGUCAGCCAGCCUGGCCCCAACGGCGGCCGCUUCGGUCACGCCUCCAAGCCCUCCAACAGCGAUACCGGUUUCUCCCACGGUGCCUUCACCUCCAACAUCAGCGGCUUCGGUGACCGCCACCCGCGUCGUGCGAACAUUCCCAGCAUCAACACCCAGUCCAUGAACCAGCCCCCUCCUCCGACCACCACCGCCGCGGCGCCCGACAUGACCACCCCAGGCACCGCCUUCGACAUGCAGUUCACAUCUCUUCUUCCGUCCCAGCUGCUUCUUGGCAGCCCUUUUCAACCGGGUACCCCGGCUGCCUUUGCCACUUCCCAGUUCCAGGGCCAGAUCGGCUACCAGCAGGCCCAGCAGCUCCAGCAGGCACAGCUUCAGGCCCAACAGCAGCAGCAGCAGCAGCAGGCCAAUGGCCAACUUAACGUCCAGGCGAAUGGACAACAGAGCCCUGACCAGCAGAACAUGUCGCCCCAGGCCUACCAGACGAUCGUUUCACCCUCGACCUACGGCGCGCCCCAGUUCUACUCGCCCCAAUCGCCCAGCGGUGCGUUCAACAACGUGGGCGGCCAGAUCCAGGUCCCCAUGCAGGCCGCGUCGCCAGUGGGUCUGUCGCCUGGCGUCGUGAGCGGCACCAGCCGCACUGUCUACCUGGGCAACAUCCCCGCCGACACACCCGCCGACGAGCUUCUGAGCCACGUCCGCAGUGGCCAGAUCGAGUCCGUCCGCAUGCUGCCUGACAAGAACUGCGCCUUCAUCUCCUUCCUCGACGCAAGCUCCGCCACCCACUUCCACUCUGAUGCCAUCUUGAAAAAGCUCUGCAUCAAGGGUCAGGAUGUCAAGGUUGGCUGGGGCAAGCCGUCCCAGGUUCCCACGUCUGUGGCGCUGGCUGUCCAGCAGUCGGGCGCCUCGCGCAAUGUGUACCUGGGCAAUCUGCCUGAAGAGAUCACGGAGGAUGAGCUGCGCGAGGACCUGGGCAAGUUUGGUGCCAUUGACACCAUCAAACUCGUCCGCGAGAAGAACAUUGCUUUCAUCCACUUCUUGUCCAUCUCCAACGCCAUCAAGGCUGUCACCCAGCUGCCCCAAGAGCCUAACUGGCAGUCUCCGCGCCGUGUCUACUACGGCAAGGACCGCUGCGCCUACGUGUCCAAGACGCAGCAGCAGAAUGCCGCUCAGUACCUCGGCAUUGCCCCUGGAUAUGCCAAUAUGCUGACCGGCGCCGACCGCGACAUCAUCUCCAACGCCCUGGCGCAGCAGUCUGUGGCUGCUGCUGCGGUUGCCACUACUGCCGGUGGCAUCAGUAACCUCGGCAACCGCACCAUCUACCUGGGCAACAUUCAUCCCGAGACCACAAUUGAGGAGAUUUGCAACGUCGUUCGCGGUGGCCUGUUGCACCACGUCCGCUACAUCCCUGACAAGCACAUUUGCUUUGUCACCUUCAUCGACCCGACCGCAGCCGCCUCGUUUUAUGCCCUAAGCAACCUGCAGGGUCUCAUGAUCCACAACCGCCGCCUCAAGAUCGGCUGGGGCAAGCACUCGGGUGCUCUGCCGCCGGCCAUUGCCCUGGCCGUGAGCGGCGGCGCGUCGCGCAAUGUGUAUAUUGGCAAUCUCGAUGAGACGUGGACUGAGGAGCGCCUGCGCCAGGAUUUCGCCGAUUUUGGUGAGAUUGAGCUGGUCAAUACGCUCCGUGAGAAGAGCUGUGCGUUUGUCAACUUUACCAACAUUGCCAAUGCCAUCAAGGCCAUCGAGGCCAUUCGCAGCAAGGAGGAGUACAAAAAGUUCAAGGUCAAUUUCGGUAAGGACCGUUGCGGCAAUGCGCCGCGUCAGCUCCAACCCGGCAACGGCAACAACGCCAACUCCCAGUCCCCACACAACGAGGCCGGCCGCAUCGCGUCGCCUCCGCCCAACGGCUCGACCAGCCAAAACAGCGGCUCGCCGACCAACACCACGUCGCCUGGCAACAACCCCAACCAGCCGGCCGUCACUCUCUUCAGCUCGACCAACAACGCUCUGACCAUGUACCUUAGCCACGUCUCGCAGCAGGCCGCGCAGCAGCAGCAGCAGCAGCACCAGGUGCUCGUUGCCCAGCAGGCCGCGCUCUUUGGCACCGCCGCCUCGCCCUCGAGCGAGCUGACCAUUGAGGUGCCCCAGGGUCCCAUUAUUUCUGGCCACCAGCAGUCGGCCAGCAUGUCCAACGGCUACGCCAACGGCGGCAAUGCUACGACGACCAACGGCACGACCACGAUUGGCGGUCUAUUGGCGCCCGGCAACCCGCGCGGCCAGCACAACCGCGCCGUGAGCCUUCCUGUUCUGGCCCCUGGCUUUGAAAACGGCGGCACCAGCCCCAACAGCGUUCCCGGCGGCGCCAAUGGCGGCGCCAAUGAGGGCGAGCGCCGGGGCCACCAGUACCAGGCCAGCUUUGGCGGUAUGGGCGCCGGCUUCGGUCUGGCCAUCCAGAGCGGCCUGAAUGGUUGGGUGGAGGAGGAGGUUGCCAACUAA
Molecule: messenger RNA, 2514 nt
Organism: Sporothrix brasiliensis 5110
Lineage: Eukaryota; Fungi; Ascomycota; Sordariomycetes; Ophiostomatales; Ophiostomataceae
Product: negative regulator of differentiation 1
Exons: 1
Coding region: 1-2514 (837 amino acids)
Biological process (GO): mRNA splicing, via spliceosome
Cellular component (GO): cytoplasmic stress granule
Molecular function (GO): mRNA binding
Source: RefSeq, a predicted model, not a curated record